This is a messenger RNA of Drosophila innubila, 1797 nucleotides long. RefSeq lists its product as uncharacterized. The transcript has 6 exons. The coding region runs from base 248 to 922 and encodes 224 amino acids. Gene Ontology annotation, cellular component: membrane. The record is from RefSeq and is a predicted model, not a curated record. Lineage: Eukaryota; Metazoa; Arthropoda; Insecta; Diptera; Drosophilidae.
ACAUUUGCAAACGCGACGCUGCAGUCGCUGGCGACGCUCGACUCGGCUCUCAGCUCUCUCUCUCUCGGAUUCAGCUCGUAUUUUUAGUGCUCGCGUGCGAAAUUCGGUGUCAAAGUUAAACAUUUACGUGAGAUCACAGCUACCCGCACAGUGUGACGAAAACAACGGCAGCCAGUGUAGGAGGUGGUUGUGAAGGAGCAGCAGUUGGAGGCAAGGCAGGCGCCAAGUUCAAAAUCAACGCCUGACAAUGACAAAGCGCUCCGUUGGGCGGCCUGCAACUGCAACAACGUGGCGCCCGCCAGCAGCACCAAUCAAAACAACAGUAGCAGCAGCAACAGCAGCAACAGCAACAACAAUAGCAACAGCAACUGCAACAACAUCGCCAGCAAUUACAACAACAAUCAAUGAGAGCAGCACGAGAUGGCGACGUUGCCAGCGUCGAGGCUGCAUAACAAUGCGGAUGAGCCGAGUGUCGUUGUAUGCCUCGUUGCCGGCAUGUGGCAUGUGGCAUGUGUCCUGGCUGCUGUUCGUCCUGUGUCUGCUCAGCUGCCUGUGCUGUUACACAGUUGCUCUGGAGGAAGAUUGCGUGGACUUUCAGGGGAACAAGGUGAACCAUGGCAUGCUCUAUGUGCCCGGACCAGGAGUUUGUAGUCUAUGCGUUUGCUAUCAUUCCGAGCCGCUUUGGUGCAAGGCCAUUUACUGUGAUCCGCCCUACUUCUGUAAAAACUUCAGAGUGGGCGAACGUUGCUGCGAAUUCGAGUGUCUGGAUCCGCCCGGUGAGGAUAAGCUUUAUCAGGAGCGCAUGCGUAAACGUGCCGAGAUUCUGGCCGGAAACAGCACCGCCUCCAAUGUGAAGGUGGCGCCUCUGGCUGUCUCCACCAUAAUGCUCAGUUUUCUGGGCAACGGUUUUCUCAAUUUAUAACUUGAAGUGAAAUAGCAAGAGCAAUGCUGUUUAGCCAUAAGUUGUGGUUUGCCCAGAUCUUAAGUAGAUAGUGGGAAGGUUCGUUUUUGUCAACUGUCCCCCAAAGCCGGACCCUAAGCGAUACUUAUUACAAUGUAAUAAACUCCAGCUAACAAAUUUAUAUACACUUAGGUGCAUUCAAAUCACAUUAACAACAAAAAGUUUAUACUAUAAAAUUAUGAAUAACUAAAGAAAACGAAAAUUUGGAGUACUACAGAACUAUACGUAGGUUUUCAACUUAUACUUAUGUCUGUACUAUAUCCCUAGUCUUAUGUAGGUACAAUAAUACAAGAGUAAUUACAAAAAAAAAGAAGAAAACAAGCAGAACAACAGAUACAAACAUCAAUGCCAAGUGAAAUCGAUUAUCGUUAUCGCUACCAUCGCGUUCGUUAUCGAAAUUACACUCAUUAAGCAAACAUAAAUGACAGUCUUUAAUUAGCUCCUAAGUCUAAAUAGUGUAUAGACAACCUGUACAUACGCAUAUAGCUGCCUAGCUCUAUAUAAAUAUGUAUAUUGGGUCAAAAACUUGUUGAUUAGUCUUUAGCUAAAUGAUAUUAUGUAUGGCAUAUCGAUAGAUCGUUAUAUCGAUCGGUCGGUCGUAUAUAGCAUAUGAUAUGAUAGGUUCGGUGUUUGCACUUAGGAAAUCUUUUUUAUAAUAUCUCAGACAUUAACACACAAAUCACGAAUUACUCGAUCUUAUACAUAACAUUUUACAAUCUCAAGAUCCUCACCUAGUGAACAGUAUUUUUGUAUCCUCACGUAUAGAUAUGGCAAUGGAACUUGUUCCGAGUUGCAGUUUCGAAGCAAUUUCACUCAAAUCUGAAAUCAAAAAAAAA